Lentinula edodes (shiitake mushroom) is the source of this 387-nucleotide messenger RNA. RefSeq lists its product as uncharacterized. The record is from RefSeq and is a predicted model, not a curated record. The transcript has 2 exons. Bases 1 to 387 code for a protein of 128 amino acids. NCBI's taxonomy places the organism in Eukaryota, Fungi, Basidiomycota, Agaricomycetes, Agaricales, Omphalotaceae.
AUGACCAUCAAUAUCUUGGAGGACGAUGCCUACAUUGGUGUUAUCCAAUCUAUCAACGACUAUGAGAGUAUGAAGCCGGCGGAUAUCUUAGAUGACCUAGAAGAAUCUCAUGACAAUGUUGGCCUUGAACUCAAGGAUACAGGCAAGGUUCAGCCAGACAAUGACCCAGCCAUUGACAUGUCAACACUACUUGAUAGCAUCAAGGAGGUCUCCAAGGGUGUUUCUGAAAAAACAGGACAAGAGUAUGGUCGCCUGAUGAAACAGUGCGAAAAGUUCCUUCAUAAACGCAACAUGAUUCCAGAAGGUAUCGACUUCUUUUGCGAGAAGCCCCAUCCGCAGUCGGCUGUAUAUCUUGCAGCAUGGAUCAUGGACUCGUCAGUGGUAUAA